This is a messenger RNA of Kluyveromyces marxianus DMKU3-1042, 3441 nucleotides long. RefSeq names its product poly(A)-specific ribonuclease (gene PAN2). Gene Ontology annotation, biological process: nuclear-transcribed mRNA poly(A) tail shortening; mRNA processing. Lineage: Eukaryota; Fungi; Ascomycota; Saccharomycetes; Saccharomycetales; Saccharomycetaceae. Gene Ontology annotation, molecular function: poly(A)-specific ribonuclease activity; protein binding; nucleic acid binding. Gene Ontology annotation, cellular component: P-body; PAN complex. The transcript has a single exon. The record is from RefSeq and is a predicted model, not a curated record. Bases 1 to 3441 code for a protein of 1146 amino acids.
AUGAAUAAUUGGCAACUCUCGUAUCAAUCACCGGAGAAUCUAACGUAUCACUUAAAGAAGCCUUACUUGCAGUACGAUAAAAAAGAGAAACAAAUUACGAAGUUAGUAUUCGACAAUGAAACCAAUUUAAUAUGGGUUGGUGACUCGUAUGGUCGGGUAUCAUCAUAUGACCCGACAUAUUCAUUGUAUACCAGACAUACGGCACAUAUAGGCUCAAUGCCUGUUAUUGAUCUUCUAAGUCAUAGAAACGGUAUUUUAUCACUAAGUUCUGAUUCUCUACACUUCGCUAAUAGGAGGGGAGUAACUCAAAUGAGCUUAACAUCGGCAGAUAUUGCACAACUCUCUGAUAUGAAAACAAUGUGCUAUCCAUCUAACAACCAACACAGAGUUUUAUGUGCCGGAGGCAAUAGUGCUAGUGGAAUUGUUUCUAUUGAUUUGGUAAAGGGAUCAUUGGCUUCCUCUACUUACUAUUCAUCUAAAGUGAGACACCUUACUUCCAAUAAUAAGCUUGUAGCCAUCGGGAAACAAACCGGAUCUAUAGAUAUUUUCGAUCCUAUAAGCAAUAAGGUUGUUCAGUCCUUUUCGGGUCACUCGGCUUCAAUCACGUCGAUGGAUUUCAAGGACAAUACUUUGGUAACAGCAGGAAAAUCCAAAACUUUCAACUACAUGCAUUCCGAUCAAUUCAUCAAUGUGUAUGAUGUAAGAAUUAUGAAGCAACUACCUCCGAUUUCGUUUUCAAAGACGCCUAAUUUUGUAGGGAAUCAUACAUCAUCUAAUAUUCCUAUUGGGGCAGAUUUUCUUCAAUUACAUCCGGUGCUUCCAACGGUAGUGGGGGUCGCAUCCACAUCGGGAAGUUUUGACUUCAUUGAUUUGGUAAAUCCAAGUUUAAGAACACCAUACAUUCAUCCUUGUAAGUCUAUCAGCCAAUUCAAAAUUUCCCCCAGUGGGGAUUACCUUGCAUUUAUAGAGGAAGACACUACAUUGAAUAUGUGGAAUAGGUCCAACACCAUGUCUGGCUUCACGAAUACAGCUGCAAUAGUUGAAUAUCAAGACUUCCCAGAGGACACUGUAAUGCCAGUAAGGAUUGAUCUCGAUCAAGAGUCGUACCCUUUGAGUUCUGUUGGUAUGCCAUACUACUCGGAGACUUUAUUAUCUGCAUGGCCACAUACCGUUUUUAAGACUGAGGGAACUAUUAACAAAUUGAUAGAGGAAAGCAGUUCAUCUGACGUUAACAUUACGUCAUCCAAGCCCGCUAGUAGAAUGGCUUCGCAUUUAUCAUCCAGCAAGUACUCCUUACAGCCAUAUAAUAAGUUCAGAUAUGGUCCACGGAAUGUUCUAACCCCAUAUAAGUCCCUUAGAGAAAGAAGGAAAAAAAUGGUUAGUACAACCGAGGAAAAUCAAGAUAGGAGAGAACUCAUGAAUUACAAGCCUAUUAAUAAUAUAGAGAUACCACCAGCCUAUAGUAAACUACAAAUGAUAUAUGGGAAAUUUGGUGUCAUAGACUUCGAUUUUGGAGGAUUUAACACAACUAAGUACUCUGGACUUGAGACUGAUAUCGAUUGUGUUUACGUCAAUGAAAUUAUACACUUAUAUCGCUUCGUCCCAGAAGUAUACAAUUUUGUGGUAAGCUGUUUAAAAGACGAAUUUUUCCAGGAUAAGUCCUUACUAACCGAGCUUGGGUUUCUUUUUGAUAUGAUGACCAGGGCUGAAGGGAAUAUUUGUAGGGCUUCCAAUUUUGUUGACGUUCUUGAAUCCAUAUCUACAGCUAAAGAUCUUGGGUUAGUUACCGAUCAAAUAUCUUGUCGUUCAGAGCGUGCUGGCAGGCUCUCGAUCUCACCAGAUAAUUUAUCCCCUCAUCUAAAAGAUCUCACUUUGACAGAAAAUGCAGAUGCAGAGGAGGUUAUGAAAAUGAGUUAUGAAAAAUAUAUGACGGUCGCUCAAAAAUUCAAUACAUUCCUGCUUAAUAGAUUAAUAUCAGAGGAGGUGCAAAGAAAGGUUUACACAACUCAAAACAUUGUUUUAGAAGAGUUAUUUGGAUUCGAUGUGGACACAGAGAUACGGACAUUGUCCACAUGUGGAGAAUAUAACCAUGAAACCAGAAUUAUGUCUUCUUUGGUUGUUUUAAGUCCUGUGAACAAUAACCUGAAAUAUAGCAACAAAAAACUAAACAACCAGACAAUUCUCCCAUACAUAGAAUCUUCAAUGAGUAGAUUCAGGCAGUUAUCGGCCAAGUGCUCUAAAUGUAUGAAGCAGCAAAAUCACGAAUAUGAAAGUACUGUUAGAAAUCUUCCACCGCUUUUGUCUCUUAACAUGUGCUUAUCUCCGGAAGAAUGGACAACGGCCAAAACUGUUACAGGUUGGUUGUCGAACCACUUUUACGCAACAAUAUCUAAGGAUAGACCGAUCUUGAAACUGCAAGCUACUGACCUCAAAACGACUAAUGCCAUAUUCAAAUAUGAGCUAACAUCAUAUGUAGCAAGAAUCACGGAUGAUUUUGGAGAGGAGCACUUGGUCACUUACGCAAAAAUAUUCGACCAGAAAAUACAAGAAUUCAAAUGGUAUAUGUUUAAUGACUUCUUGGUUGAAGAGAUUGAGGAAGAAGAAGCCCUCCGUAUCUCAUACUGGUGGAAGACACCUGAAAUUGUCGUUUAUUCUGAUGCAGAAGAGAUUAGAAAGCCUUUUGUUCCAGUUUCAGAAUACAGUAUAGACGAUAAUAUAUUAUAUCGUGAUUACUUCAGUGAAGGUAUAAGGAAAGAUGUCGUUAGGCAAUACACAUUACUUACUAGAGAGGAGCCACCUGGACCUGGGACCUUAGUGGCCCUCGAUGCAGAGUUUGUGUCCUUGACUGAACCUCGAUUAGAAAUUAAUUGUAAAGGUAUGAAGACUCUAUUAAAACCUGCAAAGAAAUCUUUAGCACGUGUGUCACUUUUACGUGGAGAGGGAGAACUUGAAGGUGUACCUUUUAUCGAUGAUUAUAUUAUAAGCGAGUGUCAUAUUGAAGAUUAUCUAACUCAGUUCAGUGGAAUUGAACCGGGUGAUUUAGAUCCUAAGUUGAGUAAAAAGAGCUUGGUAAAGAGACAAGUCUUUUAUAGAAAGAUCUGGCUACUCCUUCAAUUAGGCUGUGUUUUUGUUGGGCAUGGUUUAACCAAUGAUUUCCGCCAGAUUAAUAUUCAUGUUCCUGCUUCUCAAAUCAGAGACACAUCUCUCUAUUAUUUGAAGGGUAAGAGGUACUUGUCGUUACGUUAUUUGGCAUAUGCAGUAUUGCAUAAACAAGUCCAAACUGGGAACCACGAUUCCAUUGAAGAUGCACACACAGCCUUACUGUUGUACAGAAAAUACUUGCAACUGAAGGAAGAAGGUGUCUUCGAAAUGUACCUUGAAAAUAUUUAUGAUGAAGGCCGGAAAAUGGGAUUUAGAGUUCCUGAACAGUAUCCUAUGUAG